UCCUGGACGAUAUCCUUCCUCGAUAUAUGCGCUUCCCGCACGAGGCAAGGCACCUCACACCCUGGUCGAUGGAGUGUCCGCCUGGACAAGGCCAUGUAGAUCGCCACUGCGAGCGUCUAUAUACGUCCUCGCUUCCCAUAGCAGGCUGUGUGCCUCCGGUCUGAUCACCGCGCACGGCAUCAUCAUGUCCAACCAAGGCGAACACGUCCACCCAGUGCUGGCCGAGGACAUGUCCUCGGACAGUGGCAAGCCCGGCAAGCUCGGAACCUUUAUCGAAUAUGCUGAGAAGCCUACUUCCUCGGGCGACUUCCCACCUGUCGACUGGUACGAGCGCCUCAAGGCCGAGUACACGGGGCAGCAUGCUGGCGAGACAUUCCCCGCCGGGUGUGACCCUAAUCGCAUGGCCCAAGCCAUCCUGACGCUGAACGAGACCGAGUCGGUCAAGGUCCUCGAGGAACUCCUUGAAACCCAGAGGGACGACUACACCAUUGACCAGAGGAUGCUUGCUCGCGUGCGCGAGCUCAUCCAGGGCCACGAAGCAUGCGAGAUGGAGCAGGGCGAGUGGUCGUACGAGGUCUGCAAACGAGCUGGCCUGUAUCGUAACUGGUCACCCUAUGCGGAGGUGCGUGCCGUGACGCUGCCAUACGAUGACCCGAACGAGGCGUGCGAGAGCUUCCGAGCCUAUGUGCUGGGGUACUUUUGGGUUUGCGUGUGUACCAUGGUCAACACAUUCUUCUCCCCCCGUCAGCCUGGGAUCUCGAUCCCAGGCUCCGUCGUCCAGCUGCUGCUCGUCCCCAUGGGCCGUGGCAUGGCCUGGCUCCUGCCCGACUGGGGCUUCCGCUUCCGCGGCACACGGUAUACGAUCAACCCGGGUCCUUGGACGAGCAAGGAGCAGCUUUUUGCCACCAUCAUCUUCACGGGUGCCUCCAGCAUCGGCAACUUCACCGGCCUCCUCGUGCUGCGCAUGCCCGUCUUCUUCAACCAGCGCUGGGCCACGUUCGGCAAGGGCGUGAGCUUCAGUUGGUGGGGAAACGAUGAGCCGAGGGCGGGCGUGGACUUUCAGCUGUACAAUAACAAUGCGUCGCUGUACAAGGUGCCAGAGGGCGGGUUUGGGCUGGCCCCAGAGGACUAUCCGAGGGGGUGGUGAGCUCUUGGGUUGAGCCUGCGUAUUGAUUCGGUGGUUAAUAACACACUCUGCACGAACCAGCCCUCCCUCGCGCAAACCUCAAGCCGAAGGGGGCUUUUGUCAGGCGUGGAAUGAAACGGGCGAAUCAUCUUACACCAAGACCUUGAUCUGGCGUAAAGCCUCCGUUCGAUAGUGGCUAUCGUAAGCACACCUGCAUACAGGCUGCAGCACACUUCCCCAAGUUUCCCUUGCUGCUUUGACAUCUCGGGGUGGCUCGGCGACCAUGAAGGGCGAGAUGCCAAAUCCGCCCAAAUACUCGAGGGCCAAUGUGUAUAUAUAUGUCGGAAGAUAACACUGAGGCUACGAAACAUCAUCACAGAAACC
This is a messenger RNA of Emericellopsis atlantica, 1510 nucleotides long. Its product is annotated as OPT oligopeptide transporter protein-domain-containing protein. Bases 185 to 1147 code for a protein of 320 amino acids. Gene Ontology annotation, biological process: transmembrane transport. NCBI's taxonomy places the organism in Eukaryota, Fungi, Ascomycota, Sordariomycetes, Hypocreales, Bionectriaceae. Gene Ontology annotation, molecular function: oligopeptide transmembrane transporter activity. The transcript has 2 exons. The record is from RefSeq and is a predicted model, not a curated record.